Molecule: messenger RNA, 6143 nt
Organism: Exophiala dermatitidis NIH/UT8656
Lineage: Eukaryota; Fungi; Ascomycota; Eurotiomycetes; Chaetothyriales; Herpotrichiellaceae
Exons: 2
Coding region: 334-4764 (1476 amino acids)
Biological process (GO): deadenylation-independent decapping of nuclear-transcribed mRNA
Cellular component (GO): P-body
Molecular function (GO): protein binding
Source: RefSeq, a predicted model, not a curated record
GGUACCAACUUGAAUUGGACAACCACACAGGACCCUCGAGCUACCUCUGCACCCUGCACCGAGUACCAGGGAGCUGAAUUCGCAGUAUCUCGUGCUUCAGUUUUACUGCCGCAUAUCAGACAUACAGGAGCAAUCAACACCACUGCAGUGCUGCAGUGGAUUGCUUGGGCUGUUUCCCAUUGCGGCUCCAGCAUUCUCACUCCAGGUGUAACAUCCAGGACAGGAGAACUGCUUAGCUGCACAGGCUCGCUCUCGGCUUAGGUCCAGUAGCUUGCUUGGCCUACUAUAUCCGUGCCUUCAUUGAGCUUGUCGUCGUCGUGGACUGUCUGAAAAAUGUCGUCUACCGAUCUCCAAGCUCUCUUUUCAAACCUCAAGCCAAAGUCCCAAGAUGCCUCUGCGCCUUCGCAAGAUUCCGUCCAUGCUCAAUCUCCCAACACCAACAGCCACCAAGCGCAGCCAGCCUUUUCUUCUGUGCCUUCCGAGCAUCGUCUCAGUCAGAUGACUAGCAACACAGGCUCAGGCCCUGCUGUCACGGCUCAGUCUCUUUUAAAUCUGCUCAACUUCGGCCCUUCGUCCGCACCCACGCCGGAUGGCAACGCCAGACCUGCCCCUAAUUCUGCAAGAGCCGCAAACACCCCGAAAGAGCAAGACUCCGCGGCCGCUGCAGGAGGGUCUGCCGAUCAAAGAUCCUCCUUGUCCGCUUCUGAAUUGGUUUCGAGGUUCAUGAGUCCUGCAGCGUCUGCCUCCGCAGGGAAACCGCAGACACCAUUCAAAAUUGAAGAUCAAGGAGGAGGCAGUGGUCCGGGAUCUGCCGAGAGUACUAGGGAUGCUUCUCAAGAUGCGCUUCUCAAGCUACUUAGCCGGGCGCAUCCCGCUAACAUGGCCACUGGACAGGUCCCAACUGAGAGGACAGAACCUCAAACUUCGGACACCAAACCUGACAAAGGAGUGGCAAAUGCGGCGAAUCCGACCAGUCCGUCGCCAAUCCACUUUUUUGGCUCCGGGACCAGCGCGAAAGCCACAGCUCUUCCGACUGAGAAGUCAACAACCGACCCUUCGUCUCAAGGCCCAUCCAUCUUCACCUACACCAAUCCAUUUGAAGCCUUGAACGCUUCACGCUCACAAACCCCAAAGGUAGGCACGCCUGUCGGGCCUGGCCUUGCCGAUAUCCCCCAACCAAGUGUUGAGGGAGCCGAUGAUGGCCCUGCCGAAGCAAGCGCGGGCCCGGGGACUCGCCAGCCUGUUACUAAGAGACGAAUCCUAACACCCAGGCUGCCAUCCUCGACGAAGGCCAACCCCAUUUCUCGAGAAGUCUCACUCUCUGCGUCUGACAGGGAGAAGAAGCCUCUUCAAAAAGUUGCAGACAAGGACGCGUCAACUUCGGCUCUCCCUCGCCCCGUUCCGGACCUUUCAGAGUCCAGCAAGCAAAGUGAGGUGCCCGCCCCAGUUCUUAGUGAUGAGAGACCUUUGCAGAAUGCCAACACAGAGAAACCUUCCGACAACCAAGCUGAAGGUGGGGACGAAUGGGAAGACACGGAAGAUUCACCGAACAAGGAGUUUGUUGCCAGAGUUGUUCCUGUGUACAAUUUCCCGAUCAAGCCCUUUGUAUCGAUUAGCCUGCAGCUUCCUUCCAAUUCGGCUGUCGGCAUUAGGGAUGAUGGAGUCAUGGAAAUUUCGCGGUUGAAGAAGGACUUUGACCAGUUGGACCGUUCGCUGGCUGCUGCGACUUCAAAAUACAUUGCGUACGCACUGGUGAAAAACGGCGGUAUGCGGAUCAUCCGACAAGACGACGGCAGCGAUCGUCAAGUAUUCAAAAACUCGCAUGACCGUAUCUUCAAUGUGGCGAUGUGUACCUCCUCUACCACAGGCGCGCCUUCGGAUGAUCAAGCCGUGCUCGGUACAGGUGUUAGCGGCGCAGUCUACUAUGCAACCCUCUCAAAGAAGGGGAAUGACUUGUUCGAGAAAGAUGAGCUUGAUUCUGAAAGUCUUAUUUUUCCGCCCUAUCCACCGUCCGACGAGAACACAGCCGGUGGUGUGCUCAAGACGCGCGCAAAACGAAGCUCACGUCACCCGGAGUUCUUCGCCGUUGGAAGGGGCAAGGCAAUCCACCUGAUCUGGCCGUCUGCUGCGAUGUCAGAGAGAUAUGGUGUCACUGAACACAAUCGCCGUGUUGACGUUGGGAAAUUCUUCCAAGAACGGGCUUUACAGAUCUCCACAGGUAAAGCCGGAAAAGAUUUCACAUUCAGCGAAGAUGACAGCUUGAUCGUAUCCUUGGACAAGACAGGAAGACUACGAUUUUGGGACAUUCGAAAACUGAUCGACGAGCGCACUACAACCACAGCACGUUCUGCAGAUGCCACUGUCGAUGUGCCCUUAUUGUCGCUUUCCACAGCCUCGCCGGCCGAGAAAUCAUGGCCUACUUCUGUCUUGUUCGUUGAUAAGGCUCGCCCUUACGUUAAAGGCGGCCCGCUUCGUUACGUUCUGGUCGGGUUGAGACAGAAUCACACUCUUCAACUUUGGGAUAUUGCGCUCGGUAAAGCCGUGCAGGAGCUGAAUUUCCCACACGAGAACGAGACAGAUGCCAUCUGCAGCGUCAGUUACCAUGCCAAUAGUGGUAUCAUCGUGGUCGGCCACCCAACUCGGAACUCACUCUUCUUCGUGCACCUCUCAGCGCCGCGUUAUGCUCUAAGUUCAUCAUUGUCCCAGGCGGCCUACAUUCAGCGGAUCGCAGCGAAGGAUCCCGACCUACCAAAACCGGACUCUACCGUGUGUAUGAGUGGGAUCCGCGAGAUCUCGUUCGCCGGGAGGGGCGAGUUAAGAAGUGUUGAACUUUUGCCAAUUUACAGAAGCUCUGAGGCACAGAAAGCCGUCGACAUAACAACGCCACUGUUUGAGCUCUACAUUGUUCACUCGAAAGGUGUCACUUGUCUGAACAUCACCAAAGAAGAUCUAGGCUGGAACUCCGAAAGCAAAGUUGUCCGCACCGUUGACGCCGCAAAGGAAGGACUGUUGACCCUGAAAGAGUUGAGGCUUGGUAGUGUCAUCGAGGAAGGUAGCCGAAGUAGGAGUCCUGUCGAGGAAGUGCAGCAGCCGGCCAAGACGUCCAAGAAGAAAUCUGGCAAGAAAGGCGCUGCUCCCGCGGAGCGUGCAGAUGCCGACUUGAUUGAUAAGGAUGUCCCGAAGACUGCGUCUGCGCCGGCCCAGGGCAACAGUGUCGAGUCUACUGCCGACGCUGCCAAUGGCGACAGUUCAAUGGCAAAGGAAAGCAAGAAGAUUAAGAAGAAAUCUCAACAGCACACAGAACCUGCUGUUACAGACAAACCGACCCUACGUACGGCGUCCCCUACAAGGAAGUCAUCCCAGAGCUUGGAAGCUCCUUCUGGGACUGGUGUGACGGGUCCGGCGACAACAUCGGCUGAGCAGGACGCUUCAGGCGCGGCCGAGGCCGCGGACAAGAAUGACGCAGUUACGGUCGGCAUCUCGGGCGAUUGGCUGGACAAGGAGCUGAAAAAGGUCGAGCGGUCUGUGUCAGCAGAGUUCCGCAAGGAAUUGAACCUUUUAUAUCAAAACAUCCAAAACGAUCGUGUGUUACAAGAUGCAUCAUCAGUGGCACGACAGGAGGCUCUGCUUCGACUAGUCUCUACCACACUGACCAACAAUGUCGAGAAGGCCCUGUCUCGUAUCCUCGCCGCGCAGAUGCACCAGUCUGUGGUCCCAGCGUUGACCACUGCCACUGUUCAGGCUGUUAGCAAUCAGGUGGGCGAAACUGUCACCAGAUCCCUUCAUUCGAUGGUACCGCGCGAGCUGGGCGUACAGCUACCUGUAGCCAUCGACACUGCACUGCGAAGCCCUCAAAUGACUCGAAGCAUCGCGGAAACAAUAUCCCAGCGGAUCUCUCAACAAACCGAAGCUCAGCUUGCGGAUAUUCUACAGAAGGAGGUUGUUCCCGCUUUUUCGACUCUUGCAAUAUCGGCUGCCGAGAAGGCAGCAUCAGAGGUCGAAGUUCGACUCAGAAACGAGAUCCGCCAGCUGGAAACCGAGAGACGACACGACAUGACUAGACUGGAAAAGCUUGGGCAAGUCCUUCAGGCUACGGCAGAGACUUUGCAGCAAAUGUCUAACACCCAGGUUGCUUUCCAAGGCCAGAUUCUCAAGGACCGUCGGCAACUGGCGCAGCAUGUAGAGGCCGACUCACCAGCAACGUCGCGCCAGGUAUCGACCGCACGCGCGACAUCGUCCCCACAGGCUGUUGUCCGACCAACGCCUCAGCGACCCAAGACAAGGGAGGAACUUGAAUUGGAGGAAAUCAGCCAGCUGAUGAACGAAGGCCGCUACGAGGAAGGCUCGGUUAGGUGGCUCCAGUCAUCUCAGCCAGCGGAGCUGUUCGACAGACUCUUCAUCCACUUUACCCCCGAGUACCUUGCUACAGACGUGUCUCCGCUUAUUGCAUUCUCAAUUGCAGUGACGCUGGGUAACUCUUUAGCAACCAACACUGCCCGUCGGCUCGAAUGGAUUUCUGCUGCCUUCAAUGCUGUCGACCUCUCUCCUACCCAGGACCCGGAGAUUGCCGACCUAGCACAGCACGCACCAUCCUUAUUAAGUUCGCUUAUUCAGAGGCUGGAAAGUUUGUACAUGGCCAUUGCCGAGCGUGAUCCCAGAGAUCCGGCCUUGCAAAUCAUGCCCAUAGUAUCCAAGAAGGCAAAGGACAUGAGGGCAUCUUUGUUAAGCACUGCUGGACGCCCUGGGGUCAAUCAAGGAUACUGAGUCAAGUGGAUUUUGGGAAAACUCGCUGCCAGCUCAUGGUGACUAGAUAGGAGAGUCUUACAAUCUUCGAUCGUGGGGUAUGGAGAAAGCGUGCCGAUAUGGGGUAGGUUGGUAGCUUGGUCGUCUACUUCAAUAGUCCUCUUCCAACAAAAUGGCCUCAGUGUCUGAGUAUCGAAUUCAAUUUGCAGCAGAUUGUCCAGAAGGCUAGAGGCUUUCCGAAAAAAAAAAGAAAAAAAAAGAAAGAGAUGCCCGUCACAUAUAAGAACAGCUAACCCCGCCCGGGGAGAACAGCCGAGUAAAAAGUCCACGUUAUCGUACCACAGACAUUGUGACAACUCUCCAGAAUCAUGUGGUUUUUAGGCUACCGCAGGGGAGUCAAUAAUGUCCACCGUGCCAGGUUUCGGCGGCGCUUUCCUCGCUCUCGACGCUGCUCGUGCUCGGGUUUCUUUUCAUUAUGUCGGGCAAGGACACCUUUUCCCCUCUCUGGAUUGCUUUCUCGAUCUCGCGUCGUCGCCGCUUGCCCAAUCUGCAAUUGGCGGUAUAUACGCGGCUCUUCUUUUCUUGGGAACAGAAGCCGCCGGUCCAGAAACUAUCGCCCUCGCACGUGUUACCAAAAAGAUCGAGGACGAGGACAAAGAACACCAGCGCACAGGUAAUGGAGAUGAGAUCCAGGGACGAAAGGGAGUCUGAGUCUGCGAGAGGGAGACACAUGAUGAUGACAGCCGCGCCAACGCGAAUGGCCAGUCGGGGACGUUUGCGGAGUCGGGCAUUAGGCAGGCGUUUAUGGAUGUGACAGAAGGAUAUCACUGCCAUUGAGAUGAGUGCAACCCCUAGUCCACAGCAGUAGAACCAUCGAAGUGGUUUGGGGACGACCGGGGCGCUUCUCGCCUCGUACUGCUCUCCCAGAUCUUCCGGGUUGGCAUCAGCGCAGUCGUGUGCCAGGACAAGCUGCGACAGCGUCGCUGCUGCCAGCACGUAUCCCAUGAUAAACGGGAGAUGAGCCAUUGUCCAGACUGUGCUGCUGAUAGCAUGACGUCGGAUAGCGUGAACAUGAACGCGGUAAGCAUCGAUUUCGAAAUAGAUCCUUUAAGACAAAAUAUUACUAUUAUUGGUUGCAGAUAUUCGACAGCAGACGAAAGAAGCUUCGGAUAUAAGGGUAUUUACCUACCAGUUAAAGGUGAACGCUUGGAUCAGACCAAGGACUCCUUUGCCAAAGAAGGCGUGGAUCCCAAAUGAAGCUCUUGACUGAAACAGGAUGGUAAGGAUGGAGUAGCCAAAGACCUGUGGUGGAGACAUGUUAGCAGCUCUACUAUAGCAGCCUCACAACCAGCAGCCUCCGAGAGCUAUUAUUUACCAGUGACACAAAUGCAUUGUUGCGC